Messenger RNA from Phytophthora nicotianae INRA-310, 1104 nucleotides. RefSeq lists its product as hypothetical. The transcript is spliced from 2 exons. Lineage: Eukaryota; Oomycota; Peronosporomycetes; Peronosporales; Peronosporaceae. The record is from RefSeq and is a predicted model, not a curated record. The coding region runs from base 30 to 1034 and encodes 334 amino acids.
ACAAGCACUAUCACUGGAACCACGUCAAGAUGCUCCGCCUGCAGCAUCGGUUGCGCGCUUCUCCUGGCCACCUGCGGCGUUUUCAGCACACAGCGGCCUCGGCUUCAUCUUCGCCGGCGUCUUCUUCCACUACCUCCAAUUCCACGGGCUCUGAUUCGAGCUCUGGCACUGGCGGUAGUGGGGAGGAGCCACCCAAGUACAAACCUGGCUGGUUCAGCCGCAACCCGGGUGUGACGCUGGGCGGCAUCCUGUUGGGUAUCGGUUUCUACAUUUACCGUGGCUCGCGCGGCAAGAAGAACUUCGAGGCCCUGCAGAAUCCCAUUGCAGAGGCGGCCGUCAUCUCGCCCUACGAGGCUUGGGAACUGCGGUCCAGUAACAAUAUCACACCCACGGUUUUUGAGGAUGUGCGGGCCGGUGUGACCAGGGCUUUUCCGGCCGGCAAGGCCACGAUGCAGCACUUUGACCAAUAUCUGGGCUUCAAGCUGGGACAGGCCUGUCCGACGGGAGUGAGCAAAGCUUACCACUUGGAGCGACUGCUGCUGAGUCUCGAGACGGACGCAGACCGCAAGAGCGACGUGGACGCGCAGAUGGUGGCGUUCUCUAUGGCAGUUAAGGGCGCUGUGGAUGAGCGCCUGCGGAUCCUGUUCAACUUGGCCACGAACGCGCCGGCGGGUGAAGCGCUGAGCACGAAUGAGGACGAGAAGAAGGAGGAGAGCGACACUCGCGAGAUGACCCAGGAGCAGCUAAAGCGCCUACUACAUCUGCUACUGGAGACGUACCAGAUCCCGUCCGAGAAGCGCGUACUGGCCGUGGAAGACGCCAAGUACCCGUUCCAGGAGUACAUCGCAGCGACACCGUCUGACAUGCUCAAGUCGGCGGUGCAGGCGCAGGUAAAGGACAAGAAGAUCACGGAAGAGGAGGCGUGUGACCGCCAGGCGUACACGUUCGAGGCCUUCUCACAGAUCAUGCGGGGCAAGACUGUGUGUCUCUGGGGCGAGUGCUUCUCCAACAGCAAGAAGAAGAUGAAGAACUAGGCUAGGCAGACUAGACUCUGUUCCACAAUACAGACCUUUAGGGCACACUACUCGAUGGUCCAGACCUCGC